AUGUCUGAGCUCCACGCCGCGCUGCGCUCUUACCGCUCCUCCAAGGCUGCGGCACUCUCGCAGCCGGCGUUUUGCGUCUUCUCCAACGCGGAGCUCGACGCGCUGGUUGCAGCAUGCCCGCACUCAACCUUUGAGCUCGCGGCCGUCAAGGGCUUCGGCCGCGCCAAAGUCCAGAAGUUUGGCGACGACAUCGUCCGCAUCUGCUCGGGGCACUUGAAGUCGGCCGCGGCGGCGCUCCCUGCGGCCGCCGCGCCAGCAAAGCGCAAGGCUCCCGCCGCGGCCGCGUCUCGCGCCGCCAAGCAGCCGUCCACCGCGGCGAGCGCCGCCGCCGCACAGAUCGUCCUCGCCGGGACGAAUGCGUUCCUCACCGGCGCCGCCGGCGUCGGCAAGUCGUUCCUGCUGCGCUACAUCAUUCAGGAGCUCGAGCGCAGGAUGCCCGAGCAGGUCGCCGUGUGCGCGCCCACCGGCAUCGCCGCGUCGCACGUGCAGGGCGUCACCAUCCACUCGUGGAGCGGGAUUGGGCUCGGAAAAGGCGGCGCGCAGGCGCUGCUCCAAAAGGUUGAGGGCAACGUGGCGGCGCAGGGGCGCUGGCGGCUGGCGCGCUGCCUGAUCAUCGACGAGAUCUCCAUGCUCGACAGCUUGCUGCUCGACGCGCUCGACCAGAUCGGCCGCACCCUGCCGCCCGUCUCGCUCGGGCAGUACAACACGAGCUUCGCGUUCGCGUCCCGCGCCUGGCGCGAGGCGGGCGUGCAGACCAUCGAGCUCAAGACGAUCGUGCGACAGUCCGGCAUCCUCCCCACCAAGCUCUACUGCAAGAACCUGAACGUCGACGCCGAGAACGCGGCGCGCCUCGCCGAGCUGCCCGGCGCCGCCACCAGCUUCGCGGCGACCGACCUCUUCAAGGGAGAGUACCCCGCCGACGCAAAGAAGCGUCUGAGCGAGCUCGUAGAGAAGAAGGCGGUCAGCCGGCUCGACCUCAAGCGCGGCGCGCAGUGCCUGCUGACCAAGAACAUGCCCGAGCUGCGGCUCGUCAACGGCUCGCGCGGGGUGUUCGACAGCGGGCAGCGGCUCGCCGUGCAGCCCGCCUCCUUCUUCCAGGCGGGGCCCGGCGGCGCCGUCGUGUACGUGGCCCUGAGUCGCGUCACCUCGCUCGUGGGUCUGUGGAUUCGCGGGGCCGCCGUGACCCAAGCCGUCGUCAAGGCGCACCCGGAGGUGCUUGCCUUUUACCGCCAGGUGGGCUGCCUCUGA
Molecule: messenger RNA, 1248 nt
Organism: Emiliania huxleyi CCMP1516
Lineage: Eukaryota; Haptophyta; Isochrysidales; Noelaerhabdaceae
Exons: 8
Coding region: 1-1248 (415 amino acids)
Biological process (GO): DNA repair; telomere maintenance
Molecular function (GO): DNA helicase activity; ATP hydrolysis activity; nucleotide binding
Source: RefSeq, a predicted model, not a curated record